CAAGCAUAGUUAUUAAAAAUCUACUAUGUAUUUAUAAAAAUCUGUACUUAAAGCACGCUUAAAGCAUAAACGUUUGGCAACAGAGGGAACGUUUAACCUACAUUUCUGACGGUUAUUGCGAUUUUUUAUGGGUUUUCAGUGGCGUAGUUUCGAAUCUGUUUGUUUUUGCUGGACGUUUUUUUCGUUGCUUUACCUAAAAAAGCAAAUUUUCUCACAUUUUGGAAUAGUUCGAACUCAAGUUUGUGUCUGAAGUAUCUGGUGAAAUAGUUGUCAAAACAAGAUAAAGUGUUAUAAUGAGAUAAAACAUGAUUUACUCGGACGGCCUGUGUAUAAACAACGAAAGUUAACUUCCAUUUAAGGAUAUAGCCAGUGAUUCUUUUCGUUUUCUGUUUGUAAAUUAAUUAUAUAAGAAUAAAACUAGUAAUUUCUCAUUGCAUGUCAUUUAUUUUGUUAUUGCUCUAGGAUUAUUAGACUAGUUUGUACUCCUAAAGUUAAUCGUAUUUCUGAUACAAUGGGUGGUAGAAUAUCAACACAAAAUAUCGUUGACAAUGUGACAAACUUCGUAACGGGAAGAAAAAGGAAACAUUCUGAAUCAGAGGAUGAAGAGGUCAAUAAAGUGAUUGAAAUUGCAUUACAUACUCCUAAAAGGAAGAAGUUAUUAUGUACUGCAAAGUACAUAUACCAAGCACUAUUUUUGGAAGGAAAAAACUCAGACAUUACAAUCUGUGCUCUAGGUAAAGAACAUCAUUUGCAUAGAGUCUAUCUCUGCCAGAGUCCAUAUUUUGCCAGUAUGUUCUUGGGAUCGUGGCUAGAGACAACUCAGAAAUAUAUCACAAUUGAUAUAGUUGAUCCACUCAUUACUCAGGAUUCUUUACAGGUGGUGUUCGGAUCUUUAUAUAAUUCAGACAUAGCCCUAAAUCCAUUGGAAAUAGUACCUAUAUUAGCUACAGCCACAAUGUUUCAACUGGAUGGGCUAAUCGAACAGUGUACUGAAGUAAUGAUGGAGACAAUCAACCCUAAGACUUCACUUGACUACUAUAACGCAGCCUGCCAAUAUGGUGAUCGUAAGCUUCAAGAAGCUUGUUUUCGAUGGUUUUUAAUUAAUUUAAUGCCACACUACUUCAAUCAUUCCCACGCCGAACUCAAGACAAUCCCCAUAUCUUUAAUGACUAAGUUAGUAAGCCAUCCAGACUUGUUUGUAAUCCAGACGGAAUAUUCCAUAUAUGUUAUGCUGAAAUACUGGAUGUACCUCAUACAUCACAUGGAUGAAAAUGAACCCAGUAUUUCCAGUGUCAAUGAGUAUUUUUGUUCGCGAACUGAUAAGACUCCGUAUUUGUACUCAAUCGAUGGCAGAUGUUUUAUCCCAGUUUUUCAAGGUCUAAGAUUACAAAAUCUUAUCUCACAUCAGCUUGAUGUCUUGUUAAUCAUGAGGGACAAUAUAAUCCCAAAGUCUUGGUUAAACCCCGUUGUUCUACAGCAGUGGAAAACUGUAUUGAGGGUCAAUCAAAAUGAUGACAAAGGUCCAAACGAUCUAGCCGACGAAAUUUUCUUGAAAGACAGUUUGAGAUGUGGGAGGGUGAUAAACACGAAAGAUCGUCAUAUAUGGAGGUGGACAGGUUUUCAUUUUGGCAUGGAUUUGCUCAUGAUCACUGAUGGAUCCAGCCUGUCCAUUAAGAGGAACCACAGAUCUGAAUUCGAGCAGUUGUUGAGCUUCCAAACCACCCGACAUGUGGCCAUCAGGGUUACUGUGGUAAGGCUGAACGAACAGAAGCAAAUAAUCUACACCAAACAAUCAAAGAUACAGAAGGUAAGUCUUUCAAAGGGUGAGGAAAUCCAAAUUAUGUCCUUUGAUAAGGAUUUGGUAUACCCUAUUAUAAUAUCAGCGAAUAUUAUGUACACAUCACCAGAUACUGAACAGAAUCAGAGUGAUAAUUCGUCAUCACAAACGGGAGAGGGUGGGGGCACGAUUGAUUGAUCACUAGAGAAUGUUUUUGGUUAAAAUUUUUUUUUUAGUUUUAAUUUUUUUUCUGAAAAAAAAAUAAUUUUUCGGUGUAUUUCUUCUAAAGCUGUUUAGUAAGAGAUAGUGUUUGAAAUACCGUAAUAUCGAGAAAUUUAAAAAAAUGAUGUCACGGUAGACUUUGAAAUUACAAUUAAUUACGAUUAAAAUUAUUUCUGUCACUUGUUAUAAAUUGACGUAAAAAUUUCCAAAAAUUAUUAAUUAAUAUGGAGCUAUUUUCAAAAAAUAGUUUUUACUCAACGGAUUUGAGUGUGAAUGAUUGGCGUGAGUGACAUUUCGAAGACUAACAUGACGCCGUUUUUUUUUCUCGAUAAAAUAUAAUCAAAUGUAACAUAUCUUUUUCUCAAGUUUUUUUCUAUAAAUAAAUUAAGGUAAAUGUUAAGUACCAUUUUUUUUUCAAAAAAAAUUUAUUGGAGUUUUUUUCUUACGUAAUUUCAAAAAUUUGAAACAUUUCAGAAAAUAAUUGUUAAUUUCUUGAACUCUUUUAUCGCUAAUACAAAGUUGUUUAUGAAAUAAGAUAAAUAUAUACUUAUAAGACAACUUUGUAUAUUUUUUUUUCUUUAGGAUUAUUAUUAGAAUUAAAGAUAUGUAUUUAAAUUUAUUUUUAAUUUUUUUUCUGUUUUUAUCAAACUAAAUCUAGGUAUAAUAGGAGACAAAUAAAGAGAAAAAAAACAUAAACAUUAGAAAACUACCUAUAGUAUGUCCAAAAGGAGUAUCCGUGACAGUGACAGUUGAACUGUCAUUUUUUUCAAUGUCAUCUGUCGAAAUCUUUCCCGACUUGUUAACCAAACUUAAAAUGUUUAUAGUUUUUUGUUGUAUAUUUAUUUCCUAUUAUACUAUAUAGAUUACCUACUCAAUUUUUAUAGGAAAAUAUCUAAAAAAAUGUUCAUAUUUUUUGAAAUAUAUAACUAUUCUACUGAUUUUUUCAUCCAACUAAUUUUUUUUUAAAUAAACCAAGUUAAAAUAGCGAGAAAAUAGCUUUAAUAAGUUUGAAAAAUCGUUUCUUUUUGUAUACUUUUACUUCAUUAAAUUUAAUUUAAAAAUAAAAUCACAUAAGCUCUCAAAAUAUGUUUAUAAUUUUUUAGGAACUUUUAUAUAUCAAUUAAUUAUUUAUUUUUAUUUUAUACAGCUCUUUAUUGUGGCAUGUUAUAACUUAAAAACGUUAGCAAAAACGUUCUCUACAUCUGUAAUAAUCAUUUACCCAAGCAAACAGCAUUACAUAAACACAGAUUUCUGUUUAUGUCACUUACAGUUCUAGUCAGAUUGUACAGCUUGUAUUACCUAAGUUUGUAUUGUAUUGAUGUUACAAAAUGAUAAUACACAUCUUUAUUUCUCACAUAUAUACAUAAUAAUGUAUAAAUAGGUAUAAUUUUAGCUGUAGGUUGAUCUUUUUGGGGUUGAAAAAUUUAGUUUUCUUUUUAAAGAGGUUUUUAGUGCCAUUUUUUGUUUGGCAGGGGAAUAACACUUAAAUUUAAGUAUAAAAUUAUCGUUUUUUUUACUAUAUGUAAUAAAAAACACCCUGUAUUUAUAAAUACAGAUAAAUUUUGUUAGUAUUAUCUGUAAAUUAGUAUUUUUUUGGAUUCCCAAAGGAAAGAAAAAGUUUUGACAAAGCACACGUUACCAUAUUAGUUAUAUUGCUAUGGUGUGUUAUUUUUUUAUGACUCCUGUAUAAGUACUUGAUACGAAUUUAUGUAUAUUAUUUUUGUAACGGAUAAAAUUAUUAAAAAGUAUAUAUAAGUGCUCUUAUUAUAACUAGUCUUCUAACGCUUAUAUUCACUGUUAAUAAUAAAAGUAUGGUAAUUGAAAUAAGUUGUUUUAUUUGCUUCACUACCCCCUUUUUAGAUUAUAAAAUCUCUAUAUUUCCUAACCAGGGUUGCGUAAAUAUGCGCCUGUUCUUGUUUUUUUUACGUUUUUGUUCAAAAUACCCGUAAAAAAUGUAAAAAAUAAAAAAAGAACAAGAAUAUUUCACUUCGUUUCUCUUCGUUGGCAUACAUAUUUCGUCAAAAACUAUUUUUACACGUAGAAAAUAGUUUUUACACGUUAAGAACUAGUGUUUUACUUUCACAUCCCUGCUUAAAUAAUCUUUAUGUUUUUUUCUCUGUGUAAAUUCUAAUUAGGCUUAGCAAGGGUUUCACAAAGUAACAAAAUUAAGAAAAACUAGACCACUCUGUAUAUAUCUUAAAUUUAUAGUUUCUGAUCGUUUUUCUGUCAAAUUCACUGUCAUGCAAUGGCAAGAAAUCGAG
Molecule: messenger RNA, 4260 nt
Organism: Sitophilus oryzae (rice weevil)
Lineage: Eukaryota; Metazoa; Arthropoda; Insecta; Coleoptera; Curculionidae
Product: protein germ cell-less
Exons: 8
Coding region: 512-1975 (487 amino acids)
Biological process (GO): germ cell development
Molecular function (GO): protein binding
Source: RefSeq, a predicted model, not a curated record